Drosophila bipectinata is the source of this 6407-nucleotide messenger RNA. RefSeq names its product Collagen alpha-1(IV) chain viking (gene vkg). Gene Ontology annotation, cellular component: collagen trimer. The record is from RefSeq and is a predicted model, not a curated record. NCBI's taxonomy places the organism in Eukaryota, Metazoa, Arthropoda, Insecta, Diptera, Drosophilidae. Gene Ontology annotation, molecular function: extracellular matrix structural constituent conferring tensile strength. Gene Ontology annotation, biological process: extracellular matrix organization.
UCUUUGGCGGGGCUCGUGUUUAGUAACACUUCCACUUCGAACGCUUGACGAUCUCCACAUGUGGGGAGUGUGCUGUGCCCGACGAUCGCAGCAGCAGCAAAUCAGCGUUUUCUUAUCGUGUGUGUGUUGAGAGAGAGUCAGACAGAGAGAGAGUCGGAAAGUGAGACAAAAUAAAGUUUGUGGCUAGGACCAAAGGACCUAUCGAAGAUGUUACCCAGAGAUCUACGGCAUCUCUCGGGUCUGCUGGGCGCCGUUGUAUUGCUGGCCAGCGUUGUGUCCUUUGCGGAGGCAAAGAAGGAAUGUAACACAACGGUAUGUGACUGCAAAGGCAUCAAAGGAAAACAGGGCGCAAUCGGACCCUUUGGAGUCAUCGGACUGGAGGGAGCCCACGGAGACAAUGGACCAUACGGACCACCCGGCCGUCUUGGCGAGAAGGGUGACGUUGGCGAAUACGGCGGAGUAGGCGAAAAAGGACAUCGUGGUGAGAGUGGACCACAAGGACAGCCCGGUAUUCCUGGCAAUAGAGGUAUCCCCGGAGAGGAUGGCCCUGCAGGACCUCGUGGUAUUGACGGCUGCGACGGACGUCCAGGAUCAAUGGGUGAACCCGGAAGACCAGGCGAAAAUGGAAAGCCGGGUCAGAUGGGAGCUCCUGGUGUCGCGGGAGCACCUGGUGACGCCGGAGAGGGCGGCAUCAAUUCCAAGGGCACCAAGGGUACCCGAGGCGAGCGCGGUAUCGACGGCUCCCAAGGCCCGCCCGGAUUCGAGGGCGAUCGCGGCCAGAAAGGUGACACCGGCUUCGCGGGCAUGGAGGGUGAGAAGGGAGACCGCGGCUUCCAGGGCGUCAAGGGCGACACUGGCGAGCCAUUGGAGACGAACUACAGCUACCAGGGCACACCUGGCGAGAAGGGUGAGCCCGGCGAGGGCGAGCCCGGUGCAUUGACUACAGACUUGUCCCAAAAGGGCUACAAGGGAUACGUGGGCAAGCGUGGCUUGGAUGGACCUGUAGGACCGGAGGGAGAACGCGGACCCUCCGGACGAAAUGGACUGCCCGGAAUUCGAGGUGAUAAUGGAGAGCCCGGAGAGCGUGGCAAGCCCGGCAAGGAUGGAGAGUCUGGUAACCCCGGACCUAAGGGCGGUAAAGGUGCCCCCGGUUACGACGGACUGAAUGGAGCCGAUGGCAGACCCGGUGAAAGGGGUGAGGACGGCUUCGACGGUACGCCAGGCAUCCAGGGACCCCAAGGACCACCCGGUAUCUAUGACCCUACUCUUAGCCAGUCGCUACCCGGCCCCAUUGGCCCUCAGGGUGAUCUGGGACCGGAGGGACCACGCGGAUUGAACGGAGUGCCCGGUAAGCAGGGACGCCGCGGACCCCAAGGACCCGCUGGCCAGCCCGGAGACGAGGGAUUGAGCGGAAAUCGCGGCCCUCCCGGACGCAGCGAACGUGGAGAGGCUGGUGACUAUGGUUUCAUGGGUCCCCCCGGACCUCAGGGCCCACCUGGCGAGGCGGGACCUCCCGGUCGCACCGGCCUGCGUGGCGAUUCUGGCUACAACCUGAUCGGACUAAAGGGACAGCCCGGUUUGGAUGGUCAGCCUGGACAGUAUGGAUACCGUGGCGAGCGUGGAGAAGUCGGCUUGCCCGGCGACAAGGGUCUGCCUGGCGAAGGUUACAACAUUACGGGUCCCCGCGGUUCACAGGGUCCGCCAGGAUUGCGUGGCCGUCCCGGUGAUGAUGGUUUGCCUGGAUAUCGCGGCUAUCCCGGUGACAAGGGUCUGCGAGGCGACGACUGUGGCAUCUGUAAUGCCGGACCUCGGGGUACUCGUGGUCAGGAGGGUGACACCGGUUAUCCAGGAAUUCAUGGCAACCGCGGCUUGAUCGGUAUCACCGGUGCACGUGGCCCGAAGGGAGUGCAGGGCAGGCCCGGUAAGACCGGUUUCAAAGGUAUUCGUGGACUCCCCGGUAUCCCCGGUGAGCCUGGAGCGACCGGAGCUAAAGGUGCUAAAGGAUCACUAUUAAGGAUAGGUACUCUGGCGGAAGGCCCACAAGGUGAUGACGGUGAUGACGGUCCCCGUGGAUUGCAGGGAUUGGAUGGUGACCAGGGAUUGAACGGCUUCCACGGCAGCCAAGGUCCUCGUGGUGAACCUGGUCUGCGUGGCGAUUACGGCGAUACUGGAAGGCAAGGAGUUGAUGGACGUCCCGGACGUAAUGGAAUCGAUGGUAAGCCCGGUGUCACACCCUCCAUCCCUAAACUUUAUUUGGUCGGUGAACCGGGUUACAACGGACGCCGCGGCGAUCGUGGUGACGAUGGAGAACGCGGCUUGAAGGGCGACAAGGGUGAGCCACAUCCCGGAGAGAUUUACGACAACAGGGGUGAUCGUGGUGAAUUUGGAUACCCGGGCCUGCCCGGCAUUCGAGGCCAAAAAGGUGAUGAAGGCGAUAUCGGAAUCAACGGCGAGUUAGGUGAUCAAGGACCGGUGGGUGCCACGAUCCAAGGACCCAUAGGAUCCAAGGGCUAUCCGGGAAUCCAAGGUGACUAUGGACUGCAGGGUGCUCCCGGAGAGCCCGGCUUGGAUGGUGAAGAUGGCACGAACGGCAAUCCUGGCUACAAGGGCCAGCGUGGUGAGCCUGGACAGUCUGUUAUUCCCGGAGAGAUAGGUGUAUCCGGUCGACCGGGUGUGAAGGGCUAUCCCGGAGACGUCGGUGUUGCUGGCCAGUACGGACCUCCAGGCAUUCGCGGCCAGAAGGGACAGAAGGGUGAGUUGGGACCUGACGGCGCUACCGGGCAGACCGGUCUUCCCGGCAAUAAGGGUCAACAAGGUGACUACUUGGUCGGCCCGCCCGGAGCUGCGGGUCAGCCUGGUCGAAGCGGAAGCGUCGCUCUUCACGGCACUAAGGGCCAGAAGGGAGAGGUCGGCUGGCAAGGUCCUUUCGGCGCGAAUGGCCUAAAGGGCAGCAUCGGUUUGACCGGCUUACGUGGAGCUCUAGGCAACCCAGGAGUUGCCGGCUUCCCCGGCAGUCCCGGUAUUGGAGGAUUGCCGGGAAUGAUCGGCGAGAACGGUGAUCGUGGCGACAUCGGAGCAGACGGUCGACCAGGUGACAUUGGACCACGUGGAGCUGUCGGUGAAAUGGGUCCGAAAGGUCUCACUGGUGACGUUGGACCGUUUGGCUAUGCCGGAGCCCCUGGCCGCUCUGGUAUUAAGGGAGAGCGUGGAGAUCAAGGUGUACCCGGUUAUCCUGGAAUCAAGGGCGCUGCCGCUUACAGCGGCAUCAAGGGAGAUGCCGGUGAGCCAGGCUAUCCUGGACAACAAGGCUACAGAGGAGCUCCGGGAGCCAAGGGUCUUCGUGGACAACCUGGUGAUUCACCCGAGCCCCUGGCAGGUGCCAUCGGUCGCAAGGGAGAGCCUGGAAGUCCGGGACAAGAUGGUCUUCCUGGUCGGUACGGUCUGAAGGGACAACGUGGUGACCAGGGCUUCGCUGGUCAACCUGGCAUCCGCGGUGCUCCGGGAGCUAUAGGAGUGCCCGGAUAUCGUGGACGCAACGGUGCUCACGGUCUUAAAGGCGCUGUGGGUGAACGCGGACCCGAUGGACCAACCGGUCCUAAGGGAGAGAAGGGUGACGAUGGAAUCUAUGGACUGACGGGACUUCCCGGAAACCAAGGACCUCAAGGCCCUCCCGGCAUCCAGGGUCCCCAAGGCGAGCCUGGCGACGAAGGAGAAAUAGGCUAUCCCGGACGCGUGGAGAACCUGGGUGAUCGUUAUCUGUACCGCGGCUUCCCCGGAGAUCGAGGAUUCCAAGGCGCUCAAGGCGAGAAGGGUGAUGUCGGCCUAGUCGGAUUCAUCGGCCUGCAAGGCGCAAAGGGCGAACGAGGAGAUAUUGGUGUUGCCGGAUAUCCAGGAUUAGAUGGUAGUCCAGGACUUAAGGGCGUGCAAGGUGACAGAGGAUACCGAGGUCUACCAGGCCUGACGCAAUCGGCCGAACGGGGCUUGGAUGGUGAUGCAGGAUACGAUGGACGUCCCGGUCGCCCAGGACGCCCGGGCCAGAAAGGAGCUCCGGGUGAACAGGGAGAGUACGGAGAGAACGGUGCAAUCGGACACCGAGGACCCGAGAUCGAAGGUCCACCUGGACCCCAAGGUGAUGUGGGAGCGCCAGGAGCACCCGGACGUCCAGGCUCGUAUGGAGUGGCUGGAUCUCAGGGAGAGCGCGGUAGUCAAGGUCUGCAGGGUCAGAAGGGAGAGCCCGGCUUUGCCGUAUGGGGCCCGCAGGGUGACACUGGUGACGUUGGUUACCAGGGAGCUCCUGGACCCGACGGACUUAAGGGCGAGCCAGGCUACCCCGGUCGGCCUGGCCAGUACGGCCGCCAAGGACCCCAGGGACCCAGAGGUCCCACAGGAGAGAUCGGCUGGGGCGGCGUAGACGGCGUGGACGGACUGGCGGGCGUUAAGGGUGAGCCGGGUGAGACGUUCUCUUACUCCUUUGCUCGCCAAGGCGACCGAGGCGAACCCGGACUAGAUGGCUUUAAGGGACAGCGUGGCGAGGCCGGAGCUCCUGGAUUGGAAGGAUACAUCGGCUAUAGAGGCCUUAAGGGCUAUAUCGGUGAUCAAGGUGAAGUAGGCUAUACUGGUGCCGAUGGACCGCAAGGACCUCGCGGUGACCAGGGUGCUAUAGGUCUGACUGGACGCACUGGUCUCACCGGUAGGCCCGGAGCCCCCGGAGACCCGGCUCCCCCACCACCGCCGCCAAAGAGCCGCGGCUUCAUCUUCACCCGCCACUCGCAAUCCGUGAACGUACCCCAGUGUCCCGCCAACACGAAUCUGUUGUGGGAGGGCUACUCCCUCUCCGGCAACGUUGCCGCCAGUCGUGCCGUGGGCCAGGAUCUUGGUCAGUCUGGCUCUUGCAUGAUGAAGUUCACCACCAUGCCGUACAUGCUGUGCGAUCUGAACAACGUGUGCAACUACGCCCAGAACAACGACGACAGCUUGUGGCUGUCCACCGCCGAGCCCAUGCCGAUGACCAUGGCCCCCAUCGAGUCCAAGGACCUCAUGAAAUACAUUUCCCGUUGCGCGGUUUGUGAGACAUCCACGAGGGUUAUUGCCUUGCACUCGCAAUCCAUGAGCCUUCCGGAAUGUCCUGGCGGCUGGGAGGAGAUGUGGACUGGUUACAGUUACUACAUGACCACCUUGGAUAACACUGGAGGAAUCGGUCAAGACCUGGUUUCUCCAGGCUCCUGUUUGGAGGACUUCCGUGCUCAGCCGGUGAUUGAGUGCCAUGGCCAUGGACGGUGCAACUACUACGAUGCUUUGGCUUCCUUCUGGCUCUCCGUAAUCGAGGACCAGGAUCAGUUCAGUAAGCCGCGCCAGCAGACUCUGAAGGCCGACCCGACCAGCAAGAUUAGCAGGUGCACAGUCUGCCGUCGUCGCGGUGACGCCUUUGUAACCCGCCGUGUGGUCCAGACGGCAUCUUCGUCUUGGUCAUCAGGAUCGAGCUAUGAGCCCGCCGGCGAAUCACGUUCUUCCCAAGGAGGACCUGGCUUUAGCUCAAGUUGGUCAUCUGGUGGAGGAUCCGGUGGCAAUUCCGGAUCCGGAACUGGCUCUGGCUCUGGCUGGUCUUCGAGAUCCAACGCUGGUGGAAGUGGAGGAGCUGGCUCUAGCUGGUCAUCCAACCCUAGCCCUGGAUCCAGUUCAAGCUGGUCAUCCAACCCUAGCCCUGGAUCCGGUUCAAGCUGGUCAUCCAACCCUAGCCCAGGAUCCGGUUCAAGCUGGUCAUCCAAUGCUAGCCCAGGAUCCGGUUCAAGCUGGUCAUCCAACAAUAGACCCGGCUCUAAUGCUAGCCCCGGAUCCAAUACAGGCGCAUGGUCAACAAGCUCCAGCUGGAGCUCUGACCCACGAAACCCCGCUGGAUCGAACUACCGCACCUACGAGGCCAACCGGCAACCGUACUCCCAGGCGCCCAGCAACUACUACAGCGGAAGGUACAACCAGGCCCAGAGGCGACCAACUCCCCAAAACUACAACGAGUACGCCCGCCAAGGGGACACUCGUACAUACCGUCGGCGCACGCGCGAGGACACCCUCGCCCCAUAGAUUUCCACUAAGUAGCAGUUAAAUUUUUGUCUUAAGUCUAUUGCUAUCCUAUCACGAUAACGAUAACGAUCCAAACCAAAAACAAAUCAAACCAAAACCGAAACCAACCAUAACCACCUAGUAAGUGCCAUUUUCUGUGGAGUUGCAAUCUAACACAAAGUGUCACAUGCCAAAAAACUAAAUGGAAUUCAUAAUAAGAGGACGAGAAGAGUAUCCACUGCCUGCAUAGCAACGAACGAAGAAUGUCUUGCGCCUCUGUUGGAAUUAAUGUAACAUAAACCAAAAACAAAACCCAGUUUUUUGAUAAAUAAAAUGUACACAACAUAAAA